AGACAAUUCGUGUCUGGCCAACAGGUAAAACCUGUUUCGUGAGACACGCAAUGCGUCAUCUGAUGCCAAACUUCUCACUUGAUCUUGACGACACGAUUAUACAUUGAAUCAGUUGUAGUCGGGCACACGACUGAACAACAAUUUGCGUUUAAGGUGGUCCCUUAGAAAACUCUUUCACAAUGAACUUGUUUUGGGGAAUGAGGGGUUUUGGCCUUCAGCUAGUGUUGCUGUUUCGAACCAUUGCGGACGUGCAAAUGCAAUCAUUCUACGAUGUUCCUCCAUCGGAAUACAUUGAUCGUACUUCAAUGAAGGACUUUGCAAAACGAUUAUAUUCGGAUGUUACAUGAUUACACCGGCUUCUACGGUGCAUUUGGUGGCUUUAGAGCUCUUCGCGGCGAGUUCCAGCAUAUGGUGGCGAUCGGCUGGACGCGUGCCAGUGGUAAAAUUGAUUACCUCUGCGGUGGCACCUUGAUCAGCAAACAGUUCGUAUUGACUGCGGCACACUGUGCCCGGAUGGAGACGCUGUUGGAGAAAUACGAGAAAUCGGAUCAAUUCUGUGCGGCUGGCAGUGGUAUGGACACAUGCGAGGGUGAUUUCGGAGGUCCGAUCGGUGUUAAGCUGUUUAAUGUCGGUGGUGCGUUGAUACCGCUGGUAACUGGUGUAGUUUCGUUCGGAACUCCCUGUACAGCUGGAUCGACCGGGGUGUACAGUAAAGUGAGCGAGUAUGUCGAGUGGAUUCAACGAACGACAAAUCUGUCUUUGGGUUAUAGAGAUUGUACCUUGGAAUCGUUCUGCAUCGGAAGGCCCAAAGAAACUAUAAACGUAGCAUAUAAUACCUUCUACACCAAGAGUCGCUUCGGUCUUUUAUGGAAGGAAUCAGACAGUCCCUCGAACGACUGUGGAGCGACACUGAUCGACUAUCAAUAUCUUCUAACGGCGGCUUCCUGUGUCAAGUCGAGCAAAGGUUAUCCAAAGUUUGUUAUUUCCGAAAGUGGUGAGCGUGCAGCUAUCUCGGAUGUAUUGGAAGAGCAGUUUGAUAAGUUCGUGUUCGUGAUAAUAGGAUCCACUGCUCCACUUGGGAGUACUCAUCACUACUGUCCUGUCGAACCGCUCUCAUUCGCAUAUCGACACUCUGGCGGGAUUUAAGCGGUGAGUGAUUGGAAUAACAAGGAUCGCAAUUUCGGCAGGUCUGGUCACUAAAAUGGGUUUGUCAUAUUUUUGUGUAUUUUUCGAAGGUUAUUGAUACGAAGUGAAAUGUAAUGUAGUGAUCUGUUGAGGAACUUUUGUCAUUUUUACUAUAAAAACCAAGUGCUUAUUAAUCCCAAACAAAUUAUUUGUAGCAUAAUUUACAUCGAUCACAAUAACGUUACCGUUAAUAAGGCUCGUAAAACAAUCGAUAUGAUAAAACGUUUUUCAAUCCGCAUAUCCGACCCUCUGUGUUUAAAAGGGUUAUAUUGUUCGUUAGUAAGACCUAUUUUGGAAUAUACUGUGUUGUUGUUUGAUGUCCCAGCCCAUAUACAUCCAUUGACCGCAUAGAAAGAGUGUAGAGAUCAUUUACUCGGUAUAUUGUCAGCAAAAUGCCCGGCUAGACGUCAGAUACCCUACCGAACUAUGAGCAAAGAUGCCAUCUGUUGGGUCUGAACUCAUUGGAGAAACGCCGUCACAUUUCCCAAAUAAUGUUUGUUGCUUCGCUCAUAUCUAAUGCGGUGGAUUCAUAAACCAUUCUUUCAUCCCUGCAUUUCUAUGUUCCAACCCGUUCCUUACGUCCUCGUGCUCUAAAUGAUCCUUUAUUACGUGCUGUGAGAUUGUAUAAUUCCUGCGCCCACUUGUUUGACCAUCCUUCCGAUUCAUCCUCCGAGCGAAUAUUUAAUACGUUUAGUUAAUAUAGUAUGUUGUUAAGUGUUGUUUUGGUGCGGAAAAGCACACCAAAAUAAAGAGGAAAAUGAUCGCUGUUCCGAUCACUUCCGAAUGGCGGUGCGGCUUUGCCGUAGUCGCCAUAUAUUGAAAUAACGCA
This is a messenger RNA of Anopheles arabiensis, 2014 nucleotides long. RefSeq lists its product as uncharacterized. Gene Ontology annotation, molecular function: serine-type endopeptidase activity. Gene Ontology annotation, biological process: proteolysis. The record is from RefSeq and is a predicted model, not a curated record. NCBI's taxonomy places the organism in Eukaryota, Metazoa, Arthropoda, Insecta, Diptera, Culicidae. The transcript has 6 exons. Bases 337 to 1146 code for a protein of 269 amino acids.